This is a messenger RNA of Drosophila takahashii, 1416 nucleotides long. It is a transcript of the gene wuho, whose product is annotated as tRNA (guanine-N(7)-)-methyltransferase non-catalytic subunit wuho. NCBI's taxonomy places the organism in Eukaryota, Metazoa, Arthropoda, Insecta, Diptera, Drosophilidae. Gene Ontology annotation, cellular component: nucleus; cytosol; tRNA methyltransferase complex. The record is from RefSeq and is a predicted model, not a curated record. Gene Ontology annotation, molecular function: protein binding. Gene Ontology annotation, biological process: RNA (guanine-N7)-methylation; tRNA modification.
CCUCCAGCCAUUCAUUCCAUUCAUUCCUGCAGCGAAGAGUCAAGCGAGCUCCAAGUUUUCAGUUCUCGGAAAUGUGCGUCAGGGAAGCGGCCACUAUUCUGUUCGCGGAACCCGAACUGGUGCUCGGCCAUGGCCGCAGGGUGCUGUUCGUGAACCCCGACGACCUGCAGAUAUUCAAGGAGAUCGAGCUGCCGCCCGACCUUGGCCUGAAGAGCGAUUCUGCCCGGGAAUCCUCUGCAGCUGCAGCAGCGGGCCCUUCUUCGGGCGGCAAGGAGCAACAGCUGGCCAAGGAGGCGGGAGGAUCCGGAUCCGGAUCCAUACCGGGCAACUCCACCGCUCUGGUGCAGAAUGUGGCCUACUCCCCGGACGGACAGCUGCUCGCCGUGACCACCAGUGGGGGCCAGAAGGCUUUGCUGCUCUAUAAAAUGCGCCCGGAGAACGCCCGCCUGCUCUCCGCCCGCCCACUGGCACGGGCGGCCAGCGCGCUGCGCUUCUGCAGCGACAGCAGCUCCGUUUUGGUCACCGACAAGACGGGCGACUGCUAUCAGUACGACUGCGUCGAGGCGGAGGCCACUCCGCGCCUGCUGCUCGGCCACCUGAGCGUGGUGUACGACAUUCUGUGGUCCGAGGACCAGCAGCACAUCAUCACCUGCGACCGGGACGACAAGAUACGCGUGACCAACUAUCCCGCCACCUUCGACAUCCACAGCUAUUGCCUCGGCCACCGGGAGUUUGUCUCUGGUCUAGCGCUGCUCUCGGAUCGGCACAUUGUCUCUUCGUCGGGCGACAAGACGCUGCGCGUGUGGAACUUCAUCCUGGGCAAGGAGCUGCUGCAGCACGAGCUUCCCGCACCGGCGGUACGUCUCCAGGUGCGACAAUUGGAGCCGGAGAAGGUUUACCAGGCGGCCGUGCUCUUCUACGACCAUGUGGAUGCCUUGGGGCUGUAUCGUUUGGAGCGCAGCUCCUCCGAGGACGAGGACAAGUGGAGCGUGACGGCCAGCCAGUUGGUGCGCGCAGAGGCGGGCUCGUGGAGCAUAAGCAACUUUACUUUAACCGCCGAUCGGAUCUAUGUCACGGGAGCCGAGGAUCAGCGAUUGAGCCUGCGGGUCUACGACAUCGCCACGGGUCAGCCGGUCACCAGUGGAGUGCCCGAGGGCUGGCUACAGAUGGUGCUGGAGGGGCUGGGCGCCAACGAGGCGCCUUUCGUGCCCGAGGAUCUGUCCGUUUGGUUCAAGAAGCGCUUCGACAACGUCAGCGACUAUUUGGAGCGCAAGAAGCGGCGCAUCGAGGAGCAGCAGCAGCAGAAGUGCGGCUAAUCAACCCAAAAAGGGAAAUUUAAAUCUUUACAUAGCAUUUAAUUAGCAUAUGGAGCAGCAGAGCAGCAUCUAAUAUAUAUAUCUGUAUAUGUGUGUAAAA